AUGUCGCUGGUUCAACAUGUCUCUGUGCUUGAGGGUGUCGAUCGUGAACCAGAGUCGGAUGUUGGAGAAGAUUUCACUUCCAUUCGUCGCACAAUCAGCUACGAUGUUCUCCAACCGCCCAGCCUUCCUGUUCCGGUCGUCGAGCCAGCCCCGGGUGUCCCAGCUUAUAAAUAUUCAGCACCAACGAGAAUAGCCCAGGUCAUAUUUACGGUUUUCGCGUGCUGGGUCGCGUCGGGAAUCGUCUUUGGUUUCGCUGCGUUGAAACCGGUCUUGGUGGAGGAAGGAGUCUAUCAUGAUCAAUGCACCGAGGACGAACUGAGCGAGGGAAUCGAUUUGUGUAAACAGCAGGAUCUGAGACUGAACCUCUUUUUCACCAUCGCAUCGAUCACUGCCAAUGUGUCCGCGCUCCCGGUCGGUACAAUCCUCGAUCGCUAUGGAUCUCGGGUCUGUGGACUCAUCGGCUGCGUCAUCUUGACCAUCGGAAGUUUGUUAAUGGCGUCCUCGUUUCGGCGACCGGGUUUCGAUGGCCUGUUGGCUGGCAACUUCUUUUUGGCUCUCAGCGGGACGUUCAUCUUCGUACCGUCAUUCCAAAUUGCCAAUGCUUUCCCACGAUACGCUGGGUCGAUCGUCGCGUUGGUGACUGGAGCUUUUGACGCAUCGGCUGCCGUCUUUCUAUUUUACCGAUCAGUAUAUGAGGCCUCUGGCGGGACCUUCACGCCGGACCAAUUCUUCAUGGGAUACCUGGUAGUCCCAGUGAUGAUCUUUUUGGCUCUUAUCUCCUUCAUGCCCCGUCGCGAUUAUGUACCACCCUUUAAAUUGGAGGACAGGAUUGAACAAGCAGAGGACCCAACUCGAGAUGUACACGAAUCCGACGAUGAGAUCGAGAGCGACCGUGAACUACUGCGCAUUCGUAUUAAGCGUGCGGAACGUCGGAAGCACAAAGCGCGUAAGAUUCACGACGUGCUCGGCACGAAGGACGAGAUCCAAUCUCGCGCUGAAAAGGAGGAGGAUCGUCAGCAGGUCAGUCAGGUUUGGGGUGUAUUGCACGGGUUGCCCGCUCGCAAGCAAAUGACCACUCCGUGGUUCAUCCUCAUUACUCUCAUGACCAUUUUACAAAUGAUCCGGAUGAAUUAUUUUAUCGCCACUAUCCGAUCACAGUAUGAAUACAUGCUCGGCUCCAUUGAAGCAGCCGAGCAAAUCAACACCUUUUUCGAUGUUGCACUGCCGGUCGGUGGAGUUCUUUUCACUCCUUUCAUCGGCAUGUUGCUAGAUCGUCUUAGUGUCCCUGCACUGCUUGGACUGAUCGUGGCUUUUACCACAAUCAUCGGAGUUCUCAACUCGAUCCCCACCAUCUGGGCCGGUUAUAUGACAGUCGUGCUAUUUGUUUUGUUACGGCCCUUAUACUAUUCUGCCAUGUCUGACUAUGCCACGAAGGUGUUUGGUUUUGCAACCUUCGGUCGUGUAUAUGGAACUAUCAUUUGUCUGUCCGGACUCGCGAACUUCUCACAGUAUGGAUUGGAUGCCCUCACCCAUCACACAUUCCAUGAGAACCCGAUCCCAAUCAACGCGGCCCUUGCGGUGUCUGGAUUUGUGGUCGGAAUUGCACUAGUCGGUUUUGUCACCGUUCAGGGUCACCGAUUGAGCGCUCAGGCAGAAGGCGAUGACGAAGAAAGAGAGCCAUUGCUGGAGGAGGAAGAGGAAGACAGCGAUGGAUAUGAAUCGAGUCGUUACUGA
Messenger RNA from Penicillium verhagenii, 1734 nucleotides. RefSeq names its product putative MFS transporter. NCBI's taxonomy places the organism in Eukaryota, Fungi, Ascomycota, Eurotiomycetes, Eurotiales, Aspergillaceae. Gene Ontology annotation, cellular component: fungal-type vacuole membrane. Gene Ontology annotation, biological process: transmembrane transport. The transcript has 4 exons. The coding region runs from base 1 to 1734 and encodes 577 amino acids. Gene Ontology annotation, molecular function: transmembrane transporter activity. The record is from RefSeq and is a predicted model, not a curated record.